Messenger RNA from Alternaria postmessia, 963 nucleotides. RefSeq lists its product as uncharacterized. NCBI's taxonomy places the organism in Eukaryota, Fungi, Ascomycota, Dothideomycetes, Pleosporales, Pleosporaceae. The transcript is spliced from 3 exons. The record is from RefSeq and is a predicted model, not a curated record. The coding region runs from base 1 to 963 and encodes 320 amino acids. Gene Ontology annotation, molecular function: protein binding.
AUGGAAGAGUGCUAUCUUUACAGACUCCCCAACGAGUUGCUCUUACAUCUCCUCACUCCUAUGCCGACACCUGAACUCUUAAAGUUGACCACAAUAUCGCACCGUAUAUACACGCUGAUCCUACGCAUCUUGCACAACCGGCUUGUUGCAGCUGCCGAAUUGCACUCGCACUCUGUGCUACUCGAAUGUUUCCACCCCUCCGCCAAACUCACCGAGCCGCCAUAUUUUUGUACAUACAGAUGCACCGACGGCUUGACACAAUACGAUGAGUCGAAUUCGAGCACAAAAGAGGUUGGUAGACUAGGCGAUAUGUAUAACAUGUACUCUCGCUUCCGUCCACAUAGGCGCGAUCUUGAAGCGGGCGGGCGGCGAGUGAAGCCAAGACCUGGAGACGUACCUGGUAGUCGCACCUUUCCAGGGGCAGUGCAGGAGAAGUACCAAGGUGAAACGGUCAAGCAGACGCUGGGAUUGGAGGCGCAUGAAUUGUUCACGCAGCUGGUCGCGCAGACCAACCUUGUGAAGAUUGGAUCUCAUAAUCUCUUUACCAAUUUCGUUGACAUUGAGGAAGGCGUACUUCGAGUGUGGAGAGAGUGGCUACGCGACAUCGCGGCGAAAGGAUCGACGACUAACACAGAAGUACCAAUUGAGAUUGUUGAGGAAAUAGGUAAGGGGAAAGAGGUCGUAAGAGAAGUAGAAGAAGAGAAGGCGGACUUGGAAGAUCCGCGCAUUCUGUGGGUUAGUCCCAGGAAGGACAGCGGUAUACGUUUCAAUGUGAGGGAGAGGAAACUUCGAAGGGACGCACCGAUCCUUAUCAGCACCGAUGAGGAUAUGCCAGUUACUUACGAUAUCGAGCUUGACGAACUGCUCAUAAGAACGUCGCAUCUCCUUUUGAUGCUCGAGAAGUCUAUGCUGCAGGAGGACAAUUCAUCUGGCAAAGCAGUCGUCUUCGGAUCUUUCGGAUAG